Molecule: messenger RNA, 243 nt
Organism: Aspergillus luchuensis
Lineage: Eukaryota; Fungi; Ascomycota; Eurotiomycetes; Eurotiales; Aspergillaceae
Exons: 1
Coding region: 1-243 (80 amino acids)
Source: RefSeq, a predicted model, not a curated record
AUGACUAUCAUCCAGCGCACAAUCCCCAAGGCGAUCAAGGUUGCUGGAGUGGCUGGCUUUGCAGGCCUGGGCAUAUAUUGCACGAAGCAAUUCUCAACAGCGUUUGCGGAAUCGAAUGAGCCAAAAUCAGUCUUCUCUGGGCUGGGUGUCACCACUUUGCGCCUGCAGAGCACCAAAAAUGUCAAUCACAACACGAAGCGGCUAGUCUUUGAAUACCCUAACGAAUCCGCCCGCAGACAUUGA